This is a messenger RNA of Notolabrus celidotus (New Zealand spotty), 2276 nucleotides long. It is a transcript of the gene oacyl, whose product is annotated as O-acyltransferase like. Lineage: Eukaryota; Metazoa; Chordata; Actinopteri; Labriformes; Labridae. Gene Ontology annotation, molecular function: acyltransferase activity, transferring groups other than amino-acyl groups. The coding region runs from base 112 to 2166 and encodes 684 amino acids. The transcript is spliced from 15 exons. The record is from RefSeq and is a predicted model, not a curated record.
GCAGUUGCCAAAGCAGUGUUUCAAUUCAUCCCAUGCCAGAUGGAUUUCAUGCUACCUUUGUGAUGACGAUGUGUACCUACAGGGUUAUUUAAACACCUUCUCUGACAAAAGAUGCAGUCAGUCUUAAAAAUGGCUCUGAUUUGGGUGGUGUUCCUAAUGAUUGCUGGCUGUAGUUUAGCUUUGGAAAGCACGCAGGCUUUGUCUCAGAGGUGUAUGGAGGACACCGACUCAUUCCUCUGGGAAAUUAACCAGGACAGGCCAAAAGAAUUUGCUGUUCUCAUGUAUGAUUCAUUCGGAAAGAUGGGCAGCAACGUUGAGGGAGGUAACACCAACCAGCCUGGCUUGCUGCAGCAGUGUCGCUCUGCUCAUGGCCCCACAUUCUCAGGACAGUACUGCCAGGUGUUCCUGAGGCAGGGAACAGCCCAGUACUUUGUGGGUAUUUGUGUUCCUGACUCCUGUGGAGAAGCGGAUGUGCAGAUGUUGGUAGUGUACGGGAGACUUCAAUAUGGUCAGAUGUCCCUCAUUCCUCCUCUACCUCCCAUUUUGGUCAAUGAUUCCACUCAGGAGAUGUUCAUGACCCACUGCUUGUCCAACACGAUUACCCCUGAUGCAUCAGAUAUCACCUGCCUAUUUGUGUGCUGCGUAAUGGUAGCCAUCCCUCUUGCUGCUACCUUGUCCACAGCUUUAAUAAAGUGGCAGCGCAGCAGAGAGGUCAGUCCAGCUGCAGAGUGUUCCUGUUUAAACAGUGAUCUCAACCUUUAUGGGACCAUGAAGAGCAACGGCUCUUCUAGUACUGAAAUCAACAGCAACACUUCAGAGGAAAAUGGCAGAGACAGCAGCAGCCCAAAUCCACUAUGUUUCCCUCAACGGUGUUUGUACCAGUGCCUUCAGGUGUUUUCUCUACAAACCACCAGCCAGGGUGUCUUAAGCACAUCUUCAUCCUUCAGAGGAGGAGGCCUCUCGUCCCUAAAUGGCAUUCGUGUGCUCAGCCUGUUGUGGAUCAUGUGUGGACACUCUUCACAGUUCCCUGUUGUAAACAACCUGGAUAACUACAAAAACUGGAAGAAUACAGUUGAAAGCAGUCCGCUGUACGUGCUCUCCAUAAGUGGACCUGUUUUUCUGGCAGUGGACACCUUUUUACUGUUAGGGGGUCUGCUUAGUGCAAGGUCUCUGCUGGGCUCCAUUGGCAGGGCUGAAGACAGACUGAGCCCACGCUUGGUGGCCUGCUACCUCAUCAGGAGGAUUAAGAGGAUUCAGCCACUGCAUUUGUUCAUUAUGUGUCUCACUAUUGGCCUUAUCUCUCUGGUCCGAUGGGGACCCUACUGGUUUCCAUUAAUAGACACACUGAUGGAUUGUAAGAGUUACUGGUGGGCAAACUUACUGUUGAUUAGCAACCUCCUUCCAGUCCAUGAGAUUUGUAUUCCUUGGACAUGGUACCUGUCUCUGGACUUUCAAUGUUAUGUCACCACACCUCUGUUGGUCUAUUUUUACAGACUAAACAGAGGUGUGUUUGCAUGUGUUGCUGGAGGCCUUCUGCUGAUGACUUCUCUGUGCAGUGCUGUUGUAACUGCUCUCCUUCAGCUGCCAGUCUUUCAGCCAUCUACACUGACAUCACAGAAUUAUGUUUUGUAUUACUAUGUGAAACCCUACACCAGAUAUGGACCUUUUUUAAUAGGGAUCUUGACUGGAAUAUAUCUGACAACAAAGAAAGAUCAGCUGUUAAAGAAAAAGUGGCAGGCAGCAGUUGGUUGGUUCUGCUGUCUAUCAGUCAUGGCUGCAUUGGUUGAAUUUGCAUACAUCCUCAGAGAGACCCCAACCUAUCCAUCUGUGCCACAUGCGCUCUACCAGGGGCUGCAUAGACAACUGUGGGCUUUGGCUGUGACCUGGAUCAUAGUGGCAUGUGAGGAGGGUUAUGGAGGUUUUAUCAACAGACUCUUGUCAUUGGAUGUCUGGGUUCCUCUCUCCAACAUAAGUUUUGCCUGCUAUCUGACCCAUCCAGUCUUCAUUAUCCUCUACAUCGGCUUGCAAGAGACCCCAAUCCAUUACACGGACAUAAAUUUUAUGUACAUGUUCCUUGGCCACAUUUCACUCACACUGGUGGUGAGCUAUGUGCUCACUGUCCUGGUUGAGAAGCCCUAUCUUCUUAUUAAAUGGGGCAGUAAAUAGGAACAAGUCAGAGCUGAAAAUUACACAGAUGACUCACAUUUUAUUGUCUUUUUGUUUGUGCCUUGUAAGCUAUGCCAGUGCUUUUGUUCGGUUAUGCUUUUGUUUAAAUA